AUGGAGAGUUCUCAGAAAAUUAAAGAGUCUGAAGAAUUGCUUCUCAGCCUUCCUAAAGCAAAAGGGUGGUUAAGUCCUGGUCUUUCCCUAUACCAAGGCUUUUAUUGUCCAUCAAAAAUUGUCCCAAACAUAAUAUCUUUUCAAAACCACUUCCAAGCUCAUGACCAAGACAUCGUUCUUGCUUCCAAACCAAAAUCAGGAACCACCUGGCUUAAAGCACUUGCAUUUUCAAUCGUUAAUCGAAAGCGUUGUGAUCAGCUUUCAAACUGUGCCUUGCUCAAAUCAAACCCACAUGAACUUGUACCAUUCAUGGAGUUUUCUUUGUAUGCAAAUAACCAGCUUCCUGAUUUUAGUACCAUGUCUUAUCCAAGGCUGUUUUCCACCCACAUUCCUUAUGAAUCAUUGCCGGAAUCCAUCAAGCAAACCAAUUGUCGAAUCGUCUAUAUUUGUCGAAACCCUCUUGACAUCAUUGUCUCACAUUGGCAUUUUGCAAACCAGGCUUGUUUGGAGCAUAACACACAUUGGACUGUGGAGGAGUUUGCGGAGGCAUAUUGUAAAGGAGAAGAGGCAUUUGGGCCCUUUUGGGACCAUAUGCUUGGUUAUCACAAAGUGAGUAAAGAGAAUACAAACAAAGUGUUGUUUUUGAAGUAUGAGGAGCUGAAAAAAGACACAUUGAAUCAAGUGAAAAAGCUGGCAGAGUUCAUAGGGUUUCCAUUUUCUAAGGAGGAAGAGAGCCAAGGGAUUGUUGAAGAAAUAUUAAAGCUUUGUAGUUUUGGAAAUUUGAAGGAAUUGGAUGUUAACAAGCAUGGGAAAUUUAUGCCAUAUUUUGAAAAUAAAAGCUAUUUUAGAAAAGGUGAAAUUGGUGAUUGGGUAAACCAUCUUAGCGAUUCCAUGGUAGAGAAAUUGAAUAAGGUGAUCCAUGAGAAAUUAAAUGGAUCUGGUUUGACAUUCAAGGAAAAUUGCUAG
This is a messenger RNA of Ziziphus jujuba (common jujube), 966 nucleotides long. RefSeq names its product cytosolic sulfotransferase 15-like. The coding region runs from base 1 to 966 and encodes 321 amino acids. The record is from RefSeq and is a predicted model, not a curated record. Lineage: Eukaryota; Viridiplantae; Streptophyta; Magnoliopsida; Rosales; Rhamnaceae. Gene Ontology annotation, cellular component: cytoplasm. Gene Ontology annotation, biological process: sulfation. Gene Ontology annotation, molecular function: sulfotransferase activity. The transcript has a single exon.